Messenger RNA from Lathyrus oleraceus (garden pea), 2774 nucleotides. RefSeq names its product protein EMBRYO SAC DEVELOPMENT ARREST 30. Gene Ontology annotation, cellular component: Golgi apparatus; chloroplast; cytoplasm. The transcript is spliced from 11 exons. The record is from RefSeq and is a predicted model, not a curated record. Bases 492 to 2480 code for a protein of 662 amino acids. Lineage: Eukaryota; Viridiplantae; Streptophyta; Magnoliopsida; Fabales; Fabaceae.
GCUUAUUGGCUUUAGAUUGGUUCAUCCAUCCAUCGAAAUUUUACAAUAGUGUAGCACGAAUAUUGAAGUCGAUGAGGGAAGAGUGUAGUUGAAUAAAAGAUCCAUGUGAUCGUGAUUUGCACCGGAAAGGCAAAAGGAACCGUGUCCGUGAAACGUGAUUUUGAAAUUUCGAUCCAAACCAAAGAAACCCGCAUUCACACCAUCACCACCAUCCAAAUCCAUCAUAAUCACAAUUAUUUUCCACAAUCCAAACACUCCUUUGCCCCAUUCCUGGGACUGGGAGGAAUAACAGUGAAGAACACAAUCUCGUUGGCGCAGAGAUCCAAUCGAAAAUCGCUUAAUUGAUUGAGUUUCCAGCUGAGACGCCAAACGCUACUUGCUGGCUGGGUGCUUUACCCUCUAAACUGCACCCUUCCAGAGGAACCCUAGAUGUUGCAGCUAAGAUCAAAGUCGGCCGUUCGGCAUUGGUGAUGUAGAGUCACGGAGCCAACAUGCCAUUCGUAACCAAGAUCAAAUGGGUUGUUCUUUCUGUAAUUACUUUAUCUGUGGCGUCCAUCAUCAUUCAUCUGUCUUUGGCAAAGUUGUGGACAGUUAACAUAGUGCCGUAUAGAGCAAUUGCAAGUUUUCCUGGUGAUUUUUCUCCUGGGUUGGGAAGGCAGGUUGUAAAGAAUAAGAAGCUAUGGGGUUCCAUAAAGUCUUUAGAAGCACUGCAACCUAGUUCCAAUGCUAGAAGCAAUUAUACUGAUCCAAAGGAGCGGAGCAAUGGUUUCAUCUAUGCAAAAGUUUUCGGUGGAUUUGAGAAGAUAAGAUCAUCGAUCUGUGAUCUGGUCGCUAUAUCUAGGCUUUUAAAUGCGACUCUCAUCAUUCCAGAAAUUCAAGAGAGUAUUCGCUCAAAAGGAAUAAGCUCAAGGUUCAAGAGUUUCUCCUAUCUUUAUGACGAGGAUCAGUUCAUAACAUAUCUAAAACACGAUGUAAUUAUUGCAAAGACCCUGCCUGAAAGUUUGAUGGAAAGGAGAAAAAGAAAUGAGUUUCCUACAUUUAGGCCCACAAGUUCAGCUUCUCCAAACUUUUACAUUCAAGAACUUUUACCAAAGCUAAAGAAAUCCAAGGUUAUUGGGUUAAUUAUCUCCAAUGGUGGAGCACUGCAGUCCGUACUCCCACCUACCAUGGCAGAGAUUCAGAGGCUAAGAUGCAGGGUUUCUUUCCAGGCUCUUCAAUUUCGUUCUGAAAUUCAAAUGCUUGGCCAUCGUAUGGUUAACAAGUUGAGAUCAUUGGGGCAGCCCUUCUUAGCAUAUCAUCCCGGCCUACUGAGAGAAAGCUUGGCAUACAAUGGUUGUGCAGAGCUUUUUCAGGAUGUACACACUGAACUCAUACAACACCGAAGGGCUCAAAUGAUAAAGGAUAAAAUUCUCAACGAGGAUUUGAAUGUGGAUUCACACUUGCAAAGAGAUAAAGGUCUAUGUCCCCUCAUGCCUGAAGAGGUUGGCAUUCUCCUGCGAGUAAUGGGUUAUCCUUCCAAGACAAUCAUUUAUCUUGCUGGCUCUGAAAUAUUUGGAGGUCAACGAGUUUUAAUUCCUUUGCGGUCCAUGUUUAUGAAUACACUCGAUCGCACUUCAUUGUGCAGUGAGAAAGAAAUGUCUGACUUGGUUGGACCUGAAACACCUCUUCCUCAAAAUAUUUUUAGGUCACCUCCUGAAAAAAGCGAGGAAGAACUCAAAAAAGAAUGGAAGAGGGCUGGUCCUCGGCCUCGACCUCUUCCUCCACCUCCAAAUAGACCAAUUUACCAGCAUGAAAAGGAAGGCUGGUAUGGUUGGAUCAAUGAGACCCCUUUAGAACCCGAUCCUUCACCUAUGGACCUGAGGAUGAAAGCGCAUAGGUUACUUUGGGAUGCACUAGAUUACAUUGUUUCUUUGGAAGCAGAUGCUUUCUUUCCUGGAUUUAACAAUGAUGGAAGUGGAUGGCCAGAUUUUUCAAGCCUUGUCAUGGGACAUCGCCUGUACGAGACUGCUUCUUCUAGAACAUACCGACCGGACAGGAAAGUUGUUGCGGAACUUUUCAAUAUGAUCCGUGAGAAUUUGUACCAUCCAAAACAUAAUUGGACAAUUUUAGUGCAAGAACACCUUAACAAAAGUAUGUCCGAAGAAGGCCUCAUAAGGCAAUCUCUCUUGUCAAAACCUGCAAUGUUCCUUUCACAUCCACUUCCAGAAUGCUCUUGCAGAGUAGCUUCUGCCAACGUUGCUAAUCAUGUCAGAGGUGAGGAUGGUCAACUUAUAUAUGGAGGAGAAGACAUUUGCCCCAAAUGGAUGCAGCAUGCUAAAAAGCCAAGUUCAGGGAAAGAUGGGGUCAAAUCUGAAGAUGAUGGGGUGCCAGAUUAUGAAAGUAAUGAUUUUGUUGAUGAAUCUGAGUCUGACAAAAAUGGUGGCAAAACCGAUCUGUCUCAAAUCUGGGAUCAAGAUGAAGAAAUGGAUCCAAAUGAUUAAAAUUGGACGUGCAUAUCAAUCAUAUUAUAACUACAGUAUAGUUAUACAACAUCCAAUUUUUCCAAAAUUUGAGAGGUAUAGGUUAUAAAGUGCUACGGCAACGUACAUGUCUCAAUGCUAUCUGCCGAGCAUAUGGGUAAUUCAAAUAUAUUCUUUCAUUAAUUUUUGGGUUAUUUCCAUAGACAAAUAUUACUUUUUUUUCUUUUCUUUUUUACUUACCACUUUGAACCGAAUUUUUGUUGUAACAUACACAUCACCAAAGGAAGGAAAAAAUAUCAGCUGUGUUUAGAAGCA